This is a messenger RNA of Cyclospora cayetanensis, 13362 nucleotides long. RefSeq lists its product as uncharacterized. The coding region runs from base 1 to 13362 and encodes 4453 amino acids. NCBI's taxonomy places the organism in Eukaryota, Apicomplexa, Conoidasida, Eucoccidiorida, Eimeriidae. The record is from RefSeq and is a predicted model, not a curated record. The transcript is spliced from 14 exons.
AUGCAAAGCCCCACAGAGGAGACACCCGGUGGAGCGGGCAUCCGCCAGAUAUCCCCUCCACAGGAUACAGCUGAGACAGCAGACGAGCUCCUGCACUCCCACAGCGGCUUCCAAGGAGCUGACGGGGAAAAUGCGUCGUCAGAGGGACCUCAUGCGAUCCCCGUACGCAGAAUUUCAUUCACUGCAAGCGGGUAUGCUCCGGUUGGUGCUUUUUAUUCGGCUGCUGAUUUGGACAAGACUGCCCAGUACGAUGAGGACCUGUUUGUUUCCUUGGAGGCGUCGCGUUGCUGCACCUUCUCUGCUCCUGUUGUGGCUUUAGCCGCGAAACACGCCGCGCAACAGGCAGCUCUAACUCCUAAGGGUGUUAGUCGACAUGUGGAGAGACUCACGCGGGUGUACAGACAGGUUGACGACCUGCUGCUGGAUCUAGGGGGACUCAUAGACCCCGAUGAGGCAGCGGCAGCAGAAGCAGCUGCCGCAGCUGCUUCGUGUGCAGCAUCUGCGGAUCCUACCGUUGGAGGAGACACUGGAUCGCCGGCACCUGCUGGCCUCACGGACGAAACGCCAGUUGCUGCUUCAGUUGCCGCUGAAGAUACAAAGCUGCACCAUAAAACAGCAACAACCUCCACCCCUACUAGUGACAAGAAUGAUAAAGUUCAGAGGCGUGCUAUCAAGUCGUCGUACAAGAAGCUCCGGUGGAUGUGCGAUGGAGAACUGCAGCGGAACCCCGUGUUGCUGGAGGGGGCGACUGCCCUGAAGUGUUGCGUUUUCAGAGAGGCCAUUGACGCGGUGCUUCGCAAAGGCCAGAGAGAGCGCCGCUUUUUCUGGAAUGCCCCUACAGUGAUGCACUACUCGCCAAACCCGCAAGCAGCAGCUGCAGCCACCAGCUGUAGCGGCAAGAGCAGCAGCACCAGUGGUGGCCUAGUAGAAUUAGAUCAAGCACAAGCCCGAGAAGCUCUCCGUCGCGUGCGUCGCGCUCAAGUGCUCGUAGAUGUCUUUUCUGCCGAGGGUGGCAGCCCAGAGCUCUUGCAAUUCUUGCUGCAGCGUGUAUCCGAUCUGCCUGACCUUGACCUCCCCUAUGCGAGGCUCUGCGGAUCUAACGACGCUUUUCCACCCCCAGAGAAAGGCCCUCGCACUGCCCCUGAGAGAGAGCGUUUGCCCGAAGCGAGCACCUGCUACCGCCCCUGCGGCUACACCGCUUCCCCCGAAGGAAUUAUUCACGACGCCGACACCAGGCAACAGAGGCUCAGCGAGGGCGGGGAAAGUGCAGCAGAACGCAGGAACUCCCGGGGGCAAGCUGCUCCUGCUGAGGCUUCUGACGUCCAGACUUCUAUAGCGCGUUGCCUCCCUCCCCACGAACACCCUGGAGAAAGACCUACUGCCAGCCCACUGCCCGCUGCAAACUCGGUCUCACUAACCACCAGCGCCGCUCAAAGGAAUGCAUCUCGUGACGCUACGCCUGCCACCGCUUUCACUGCAACGCAUUGCAGCUUGACCAGGUGCACAGGGCCGGAUAGCCAAGAGAAUCCUUCUGAGGGCUGGCAAGACCCCCAGGACGGCUUCAGGUGCUCGCGCUCCUUACUGCGACUGCUGCUGCACGUUGCACAGCAGCACUUACUGCAGCACCGGAUUUGCCUGAGAUCCGGUACUGCGAGGAAAGCCCUUGCGGCGGCACGCACACCAGCGGCCCACACAACAGCAACAUCACAGGCAACAGCAGAAAAAUCCCCCACCGCUGGACCUCCUGACGCGCUAAGGGGCAUCCCUGCGCCCUCUGAAACGGGAGGCUCAGGCAGCCAUGAGGGUAGCCGCAAAAGGGGCAGCAGCUCAUUCACCAGGCGUCCUGAAGAGCGCUCAGUGGUGGCUCACAGGCCUAGCGAUUGGCUGCCUCCCAAACGAGACAGGGGGGGAACUCCGUGCGUAGGAGCAACAGCAGCGGACGAACUCAGAGGCUUUAAAGAGGAGGGUGUCGCUGUUGCGAGUAGUGAACGGUAUUCCUGCCCUUCGCAGCGAAGGCAAGGCCUAAAGCCCGAGGGUGGUGAUGCUCAAGGUGCAAAACAAAAGCGGAGGAACCCUAAAACGCAACUGGGCGAACGUGUCAGUGCAUCAGCAAAAAGGCAGGAAAUCGAAUCCCAGAGUAACGCAAGGAGUUUGAGUGGAUGUCGAGACCUGCGUUUCGUCAGCGAGGGCACAGGACGAAGCGUUUGUGUGCUGCUGCAGCGCAUCGCUCUGAGGCUCCUCUUUGCUGCAGCACUCUGCAGUAGCAGAUACAGCACUCCGGUAGUUCAGUUGCAGCGGUUCGUUGCGGCGCUUGCAGCUGCCCUAAAACCCUGUCUUGUGUCUAUUAGGGAAGCAGGAGAGCGCAGAGUUUCCAUACAGAAGCAGCACCAGAUGGCGACGUGCUGCGAAGGCCUUCCGAACCUAGAGAAUACCUUAAUCGACUUCGUGGCAAUACCGACGUGUUAUGGCCUCGCAGUAGUUGCGGAGAAUCCGUUGCUCGGUCGGUUGCAGCAGAACGUAGCAGCAGAGCUCUAUGGGCUGCUGCUCGCGGCUGAUGCUGCGGUGUAUGCACACCCCAAAUUAGAGCAGCUCGUUGAAGCCAUCAGCGGGAGCAGCGACGAUCAACGGCAGCAUCAACAUGAUAACGCACUGGAGGAACAGCAGAACAGCUGCCAGUCAGGGUUCUUGCCACAGCCACCGUUACAGCCGUUUCUAAGGGUCGUGGAAACACCGCAUCCAUACAGUCGCUUGCAUGCUGCUGGUGCUGAGGAGGCCGCCGCCGCAUGGGCAAGCAGCAGAGGCGUUCGGCUUUCUCGGAGGCACGGGGAGCACUUUUUCUACGUUUACCAUGUGUCAUUCCCUUCCGCAACUCACGUGAUACUCCUGUUCGACCCCAAGUCUGAGACGGAAGGCCCCCACGACACGCUAACCAUAUACAGCGGCCUCUGGCGCUGCCCCCCUGGAUCGGUGCCUCACGCGUGCCUUCUCGCCGGGCCGUAUGGAGACAGUUCGGAGGACGAGGGAGGUCUUCUUGAGCCUCCUUCCCAGACCAAGAAAGUCUCCUGGCCGCGCGAGCCUCUCGUGUUGCAGACUGCAGCCAUGACCUUCUUCUUUACGGUGACUGAGAAACCCCUCACCUACAACGCCUACCGACAGAGGACUAAACGAUCCCUCUGGGGUUUCAAGGUUUACUGUUUAGGCCAGCAAUGGGCGAUUCCAGCAGGCGUCGCAGAGGCUGCGGCUGCAGCAGCCAAAGCGCAAAGCUCAAUCUGCACUCGCGGGAGGGAGGGUGGCAACUUGGAGGACUGGCAUCACGCUUCGAGGGAAGACGCUGCGGCAGCGAACAUGCCCCCCAAGGCGGGAGGUCCCCUGACGCUGCAUCCUCGCGGCAGUGACAACGCCCCCCCCCAGCAGCCGUCUUCGUCGGCUUGCUUGCCUCGUGCCUCUCCUCAGGAGCAGGGGGGGGACCCCCCUCUGCUCGUCGAGUUUCUCGCAGCCUGUGCUGCGGGAAUGGCGGGAGCGGCGGCAGCCUUGCUGAGAGGUCCACCCGCGGCAGCCUAUGAGGCGCAGCUCUGUGGGGCGCUCAGCUCUCUGCUCUUUGCUGGGGGCUACAAAAGAGAAAGGCCUCCUUGCGUGCGGAGGCUUGCCCGUCUCAAGGGGACGCAAAGACUCCUGAGAUGCGGGGAGGCGGUGAAAGCGUUGACAGGCGAUCCUCAGAACGUGUGGCAGCCGUGGCAAGGCUCUCCAGGCCAUGACAGACAAAAUACGAAGCGCUUAGCUCCAGGAAAAGACGUCGAACAAGUGCAUGAGGGGAAGCCGCAGCACGUUUCGCCUCUGCAGCAGCACCGACAAGAACACGAAAAGGAUCUGUUUCUGGAAUCUGUGGAGGCCUCAUGUGCAGCGCAUGGGGCCUUGACGCAUGCACAGGACGCCUUGCGGGCAGAAAAUGCUCAAACUCUGCCCCCAGAAGUACCUGUAGGAGCCGGUGCUGAUGGCUGGUGUCAACGCAAAACGCAAGCAGCUUUUGGUCUGGCGCAUCCUGGAACGGGCAGCACAAAACAGCUUGCAGGGUUGCCUCGAAACGUUCUUGAAAGGGAUUCGAUCCAGACGCAGGGACGCCUUUUGCGCCAAUAUGAAGAGAGAGAGAGCCUCCCGUGCAAUGCCGCACCGCAUGCUGCGGAGGACAAGCAGCCAGCAGACGUUUCUUUUAGACAGGCUUACGCCUCCGGAGCAGCGGUAGCAGGCGCGGGAGCAAGAUGCAAGAAAAGCCCGCUUUACGACUUUCCACGACUGCCAACGGAUCUAGCGGCUCCUUGGAGGGAAGACCUGCAGCGGCUCUCUUUCUGCCCCGAAAACAUUUGCUACGUGUUAUGGGAAGAAGGCAUUCUUGGAAGGCUCUUGACGCGCGUUUUGGAAGCCGCAGCAGCCGUAGCAAGCAGACGGGGGGCCCUAAGGGAUGCAGGGCCUCUAAGCAGAAUUUCGGGAGGGGUCGUUCUCAGCGAGGCUGUGGGGGGGUGCCACAUGCAGAAGGCCAUAAAGGCCUACUGCUGCUGCUUAGUGCUCCACCUGCGCAUGCACAGACUUCUGGUGGCAUUGCUGCAGUCUUUGCUGCAACGGGGUCCUGAGCUUUUAAAUGUGGAAGCCGACAGACAAAACAGCAGCAGUCCCAACAGCAGCACCCUUCGCAACAGCAGCAACUGGGAAGCCUGCGUGAAGCGGCACGCUGCAUGGGUAGCGGACAGACCGGAGUUUGCUGCACCUGUGUUUGUGUGGUGGGCAGGACGCACGCUGAGGCAGAGGGUAGUGGCGGAAAGGCAGCGGUGCGUUGUUGCUGCAGAUGCCAUCCGAAGGGACCUUGCGGCACUCCCCGUCGAUGCUACCUCAGAGCAGCGUCAAAGGCUGCAGCAGGAACUACAGCAGCAACAGACGCUAUCGUGUUAUUCCUUUUGGGGGGCACAACUCCUAAGUAAGGCUGCCCUCAUAACGCGCCUGCGGCCCUUUUCUCGACUCCCGAGGGAAAAGGCCAAGCGACGCUUAUUGCCACAUAGCCUGAUUGCACCGGGAUUGCACCGUGCGGGCAGUUCAACAGCAGCCGCCGCUUCUAGUGCUUUGAGCGAAGGGAUGCAGUUCUCCAAGGGGCUGCAGGAUGCAGACUUGUGCAGCAUUACUCAAAGCAGCAGCAGCAGCAGCAGUAGUAGUAGUAGUGACCUGCCACAUCAAGUGAGCAGCACGCUGACGCAUUUCAGCAGCACCUGCAGCACUGCCAGUCUUCAGCAACGCUGCACGGAAGCUGAAGCUCUCCCCUGCCCUUUGGCCUUGAAUGGACUUCCUUCCCGUGCCUCCACCUCUCUCUCCGCUCACUUCGCGAUGCGAGCUUUGGGUCCAUCUGCUGCAUCUAAAUAUGCGCGUCUUCGCCGUUGUAAAAAGCAGUUUGCUCUUUGGCAGCGCAUCAACAGGUUGCAUGUAGCGACAGAGCUGCAAAAAAGGCAGAAACAGGAUCAACAGGAGUCAGAAGCGGCAGCCCGCAGUAUUGCCCAAGGCGUCGCUGCUGUAUUUUUUGCGGCUCCCCCAGCGCUGGCGCCAACUGCAGCACGAGCUCUUGCAGCAGCCUGCAGAGCUGUGCGGGCAGCAGCAGCUGCUGCUGCUUUUACCUCGCAAGGCAGCACCGACUUCACAGAGUCGGAGAAGCGCCUUCUCAUGUCGUGCGCUGGAGCCGCGGCGAGUUCGGCUGCUGCCGCGGUGAAGGCUGCAUGCACUGCAGCAGCAAGGGCCGCUACAGCUGCUGCGGGGCCGACGGCUGUCGCAGAUCCUCUGACUGUUGAUGAGGGCUCCCUCGCAAGCAACGGGGGCCCCUUGCAGUCGGUGCCUCAUAAGCAGAAUGUUUUGGUUUACUGUAUAGGGUCGGCAGCAGGAGAGGCCGCAGCUGCAAUGGUGCGGGAGGUAACGGCUGCUGCGAGUACUCUUAUUUCGGCAGUAGAGCUGUACCCGGAGCAAGUGGCAUGCUCGAGCGGCAAUGCUGCAGCAGUCGAUACAGCUGCACAAGGAGCUCUAGCGGAUCAGUCACCCCCAAGAGAAGGGGGUGCUCUCCCAGGCGCUGCGGCAGCUGCAGCCGCGGCUACUGCAGCUGCAGCUGAAGACGAAGCCGCAGCAGCAGCGGCCUCUCCCGCAGGGCCCUUAGAUGAUUUCAGCUGCCUUACUGCAGUGCUCCGACAGCGUCGGCUAAGAGCAGAAGGCAGACUUCAGGGGCUUGACUUGCUACAGCAUGCUCUGCUCGCUCUGCAAUCGCCUUUCCCAAUAUGUUUGCUGCUGAAGGUGCUUCGCUCGCUUGGCGCUGAGGGGCCCCUUGGAGUGCCCGUGCGGUCGUGGGUGCUCCGGCCCGUUGAGGGGCCCCCGCUGGCGACUUCCCCCUACCCACGCUGGCGCGAAGAAAACGACGGCAGCAGCAGCAGGCACGGCAGCAAAAGCGCCGAAGGUCCUUGCCUCCCGAGAUACCCCCUCUUCAAAGCUUACGAAUUCUGCCCCAACGGAGACGGUGGAGAGAGCCGCAACGACGCCGAGACUCCUCAAGAAGCGGAUGUCUCUCUGGGAACUAGGGGUUGCGGGCUGCAACUUGAGAAGCAGCUACGUAUUUCGUAUUGCCAUAGUGUAGCAGUUGCCGUUUCUAUGGCUGCCCCCCAGUGGCACCUCCAGCGGCAGGAGAUGCAGCCCCUCCAAGGCACGCCGAGACUUGCUACCGCUCAAAGAGACCGCUUCGCAAUGUCUCCGACUCCCUUGGACUAUGUGCUUCUCGAUACUGCCGUGCCAGGCGCAUCCGCCGUCUCCGGGAGUGGUGGUGCCGCUGCUGCUUCUGCUCCUUGCCUCAGCGUGCAACACACAGCACUCUCGGUGUUGGGGGCUGUAUCUCUGGAAGAAAGCGAGGCUACGCAGCUUCAAAAGGUGGGCCUCCUGGAUGCGGCUUUUUACGGGGCCCUUUCGUUGCAGUCUCUACUACAGUCCCCCCAGCAGCCGCUGUUACGCCCUCCAAAAUACCACAAGUUGCUGUUGAUGAUGAUCGUCUCUCUCCGUGUCGCAGCAGCAGGACCGAACGCCAGCCUGGCAGCGAUGCGCUACUGCGCUGAUUUGUUGCUUAUUGCGACCCUCCAAGCGGCAGUAGCGAAGCGCGCUCCCCCUGAGUCUCCCCCGCAUCUCGAGCACUGCCAGCAGCCUUAUCAGCAGCAACAACAGCCAGUGGUGGGAGGAGGAGGACUGACGGCUUUCUUGGCGUGGGAGUCAGCUGCUCAUCUCCUGGCUUCCCUCCUCAGCGUUCUCCUUUCCAAGGCCCUUGUUUGGAAUCUGACAAGUCUCCCUACAGCCGCUGCUUCUGGCUGCGUUGCCACCGGUACCCCCUGGGCGUCCUCGCCAAGCCUCCGCGGCGGCAAUGGCGGCGCACAGGGGGGCUCUGCAGCGUGCCGGAUGUGCAGCGUGUUUGAUGUUUACGGCAGUGGUGCGAGGGGCGCUGAUGAAAUGAGCUUCUCCGCACACACCUCAUGGCACACUGCCCUCCGCGCAGUGCUGGAAUCCGAGGGCCUCCUUGGCUCAGUGUCUCUGAUGCUCGCUGACGGUACACCAAGGCUGCAGAGACGCGCUGUGCAGCUGCUCCGGCUGCUGCUGCCUCUCAGCAGCCCGCAGCAAGCGGCUCACUUUGUGCGCCCUGCUUUGGAGGCCCUUUCGGAGGGAUACGCGAAUUCUUCGAGAGCUUUGAGGGAGGUUCUUGCCAAGGCAGCUACUGCCGCGACAGACGGGCGUGGCUGUCACUUCCUGGAGCCGCCAGGAGCGGCUCUGAUGCUCAGCAGCGCUCCUGCUUCCCCCUGUGAGCCGUGGAGGGGCCUUUCCCCCUUGAGCGCCUCCAGCAGCGGGGAGCAAAGCAACGCGGCAUUGCUUGUUGCAGAAAGCCUCUUAGCGGCUAUUGGCUGCGGUCUUGCGAUCUGCAAUCCAGAUGCUCUUGUUGCAGCGGCUCGGCAUCAGUUUGUAACUGCGCCGUCAGGAGCAAGCCUCAGCAAGGAGACAGUGCCGCGCCUCUGGGUAUCCCCGAUGUCUUUUUCUCUGGAAGAAAGCUCUUCGGGGCUUGCGCAGCUUUGCAAACACUGGGAAAGCCCCCUCUUGCACCAGAUGUUGCUUUGCUGUGACGCCCAUCCCAGCCGGAGUGCCGGCGAUAGCAGCAUCCUUCCGUCAAGGCUGCUUUUGCAGGGUUCCACAGCCAGUCAGAAAGCUGCUCUAGCCCUCGAGCUGAGGGGCCUCCUUCGGCAGCUGCUUCUCUGCCGCAAGUGGUGGGCUCCUUCGAUUCGGCAAAGACUCUGUCUCGCGCUUAAGGAAAGCAGCACGCUGCUCAGGAGGGGUCCGCAUGCGCUUCUGCACGGUGCCACGGAGUACGCGCAGAAACAGCUGCAGCUCGACAAGCCGCCGUCUGCACAGGUGCAGCCGCCCUUGCAGCACCAAAUGCUGGUAGCUCUAGAGUUGCAGCUUCGGCGGCGUGCUGCUGCGCGUGCAUAUCCCGCCUGUCAGUCCCUGGGGUUGCUUUCUCCAGACAAGCAGGGUACGCAGCUCUAUACAAGCCAGCAGCAGCAGCAACAAGAGCAGCAAAUAGAGCAGCAAAUAGAGCAACAGCAGCAACAACACCAACAACAGCAGCAACAACAGCAACAACAACAGCAACAACAGCAACACGCGCAUGCGUAUCAUCACGCUCCUUUUCACCACCCCCACCACUACCACCAUCCUUAUUACCCCCCUCUUCGGCAGGACCCCCACCCCUCCCCCCUCUCCUGUCGGUGCCCACGCGCGCAUGCUGAAAGACAUGCGAGGCUUAUUGCAGCGUGCAGCGCGGCUAGUGCUGCCGCGACAACCGCCUUGACACGCACACCCCGCAAUGCGGAGGGGGGGGGGGGGCCCUCUGCCCCGUGGAACGCAGCGCUAUGCGAGGCUUUGGGGGCCCUCGCAGUCGUUGGAGGGGCUGCCGAAUUCCUCCGUGUCGGCUGCUGCGUGCAGGGAGAUACGGCGAACUGCAGCGGGCUGCUGCAACACCACAUGCUACAGCAGCAGAGCAGCAGAGUUGUGAUGCUCUCCAAGUACGAGGGAGUUGCCCUUCUUCGAACGCGGGAGGGAGACAAGGAUCAUGCGCUAGAGCUGAGACGUCUCACCGCAGACACCACAGCCAGCGUUCUAGACACGGAUGGCCAUGUGAUUGCGGAAUUGUUGUUGCGAGGAGCAGCAGAGCAGGAAGCGCCAGAGAGUCACCAGCCUUCGAGCCGCAGCAACCUGCAGCGGGCGCCGCAUGCAGACACUCGACCAUCCAGGGAUCCCUUGGAGGCUCCCUCAGCAGCAGAAAAUUUCGCGGGAGACGCAGGCAGAGCCGCCUGUGCACUGCCUAAUGAGGAGCUGCUGGAGGCGAUCACCAGUCUGGCGAUCGCGGCGGAAGAAGGCUUGCAUGCGGAGGACGCUGAGGCGUGCGCUGGUGCCACAGACACCCCAGAAGAGCGCGAAGCAGGCAUCAGAGCUGCACCUGCGAUAGGGCAACUCGAGAGCCUUUCGGCUGGCCGUGUGGCCUCCCUGCUGGUGCUGCAGCUGCGAACAAUGGCGCUCUCCGCAGUCAGUGAGCUGCUCCAGAAUCGGCAGGUUGCUGCUUUCCUGCUGCGUCAGCGGCGGCUGCUGGAGUCGCUUCAACUGGUGUGUCUGCGUCCUAUUGCUGUGCCCAACUUCGACGGACUCGAAGAGCUUAGGGCGCUCUCUCUCCGCCUUUGCCAGCUGCUAAGAGAUCGCCUUGAGGGCUCUCUGGCCAUAGAGAGUCGCUUGUUGUUGCGCGAGCAAGCCGCAACGGCGUUUCCCUACACUCCCUUUACAGGCCUCCCUUUCUUGCUGCCCUCUGCAUGGGAAAGACGCACUGCUGAGGGGCUUGUCUGUCCCCCGGAAGACUGGCAAGUGCUGCUCUGCGCGGCUGCUGCUACCGGGGAGAGCUGUGCCAAGAACCACAUGCAUGCAGCAGCAGCAGGUGCAGCAAAAAAGCGCACUCCAGGAACCGCCGAUGAUAGCUCUGCUGCUGCUGUCGCCGCACAGGCAGAAGCAGAAGCAGCUGCAAAGCACGCUGCAGCUCUGAUCACCGAUUGCCGCAGAAUGCAAGCGGUCGCUCAGGCUAACCGAGCCAUCCCCACUUCGCUCCCUGCCUAUUACUUUGAAGUACAUGUUGGGGUGGAGCAGGAUGUCUGCUGCUGCGCGUGCAGCCGCUCCAUGGCCCCCUCCGCUGUCUGCCCGCCGCUUGCCAUUGGUUUGCACGUCGAUGGAUGCGUUCUUAAACCCGCAGAUUGCAGCCUCGGAAGCGCCUACCUCUACUGCAGUAGCGGCCUCCUUCUCCACGGCGAAACUGCCAGCACAGCGCAUGCGGGCUCCACGGCUCCCUUCGGAUACGGAGACACCGUUGGGAUUCUCCUGAAUGCGAAACAAGGCCUCAUCAGUGUAACUAAGAACGGCAUUCUGCAGAGCGUUGUGUCUGUGCCUCCAGGCAGAGACUGCACCCACCAGGAUCUCAGCAGUAAUGCUACUGUUGUUGCCUUCAGAGGGGUAAAAAAGGGUUGUUUCCGUCCGGCCGUGUGGACAGCUGCAGAACCGGGGGCGGAAGGCGCUAAACUGCGUCUGCAAGCAAACUUUGGAAAGUCGCCCUUUCUCUACUCCUUCGCAUCCUCCCUAGACAGUGUGGCACUGCAGCAGCUCUUUGCGGAAUUUGGCCUGUCUUUCAUUCGAGCCAACGAGGCGCUUCAAGAACCCCACACCAGCAGCAGCCGCGGCAGCGACAACGAAGGCUGGAUUCGAUCUGCCUCGCGUGCUGCAGACGCUGCGCGUGCCUACCCGAAUGCCUCUGCGGGUAGCUGUGUUGCAGGUGCCUCAGCGGGAGGUUCCCCUCCGUCCCAGCCGUUGCAGACUACGAGGCAGGGGCCCCUUGGAGGGGUCAGCAGUGACCAGAUGGCUGCUUCUGUGACAGCUCUGAGCGAAGAGGCUCUCCAGCGACGCGCUGCCGCCGAGGCUCUUCGGGAUAUGAUGGGAAGCGGCUUGUUUCCUUUGGGACUGUGUGUCUCUGCGCUGAGGCUCCAAGGAGACGACAUGCAAGCAGCCGCAGACUGGCUUAUUACAAGCGGCCUUGCAGAGCUGGAUGCCAUGCAGACACGCUUCCUAGAAGAGGCGGACGCUCAAGAAAACGCACAGGAGGAGCAGCAACAGGAUCAGCAACAGGCGCAGCAACAGGAGCAGCAACAGCAGCAGCAAGAGGGAGAAGAUGCGGAGCUCGGAGCGCAAGCGCGUAGCAGCGACAAGAACGCUACUAGCAGGAGGACGAGCGGAGAGGGAAACAAUACUGCAUGCGCUGAGGAUGUGCUCUCGGGAGACGAAGAACCUCCUCUACCGCCGCUCUACGCCAUCAUGCAAGAUGCCAGCGAAAAAAUUGCAGAAGAACUUCUGAACACAAGAAACAGCAACACAAGCAACACAAGCAACAGCACAAGUAGUAGCGGCAACACAAGCAACACAAGCAACAGCAGCCUGUCCGAUGAGUUUGCUGCGGCAGUCCUGCGUAGCUCCAGGUGGUAUGACGACCUGCUUUACGCUGCGUUGCAGCCCCCCAGGGGGGGGUUCUUGGGGGGUGUUUCUGUGGGAGACUGUGGUGGAAACUGGCAUAGACAGGUGCUCCUGCCAAGCGGUGCUUCUAGCGAAAUGCAGCCUCUGAGCGCAAAAGAUCUCAGGCCAGGUCUCCUUGUUCGCAUACAUCCCGACGCGGCCGUUCUGCUUCACGGACUGGCGCUUCUACCGGAAGCAGCGCUGGAUGCAGCAGCAGCCGCUGAAACUCCGACAACCGCUCAUAUUGGGGAGGAGGCAGAAAGCUUCGCACCACUGAGCGCCUUGCAGGUAGCUGCAUGCGGAGAAAGCGAGCGGCGCAUCAGCAGCAGCCCGAACGCAGCAUCCGAUCGUCGCGCUUCGCAAGCUUUGCUUGCAUUUCCGCCUUCAUCGGCGACUGACAGAGCAAAACGCGCAGGCUUCCGACUCGUCACUCCUGGUGUAAUUGAAGGUCUUGUACACUCAGCCUCAGGCGAUCUGCUGCUGCUCGAGGGUCUUGCAGGGCGUUGCGGCUUUGUGUGGCAGGUGGAAGGGCUCGAGGAGCUGCAGAUUGCUGCUGGGAAUAGCCGCAAAGGCUGCAGCAGCAGGCAAUGGGGGGGGGAGCCCUCUGCAGUUCUGGAGAUUGUAGACGAGGAUACAGGCACACGACGCCUCGUACGGCUGCCGCAGACGGUGCUGUGCAAGGCGGGGUCUCUUUGGAGACCGUUGCACGGCUUGGAUGCGCUUCUUGGCUGUCUGACUGCGGGAUCUUCCAGAGCUCGAGGGGGCCUCCGUGCAGCAGCAGCUUCUGCUUCUGCUUCUGCUCCUGUUUCUGCUCCUGUUUCUGCUGAAGAUCCCCCCGUAGAGGCCCUUCUCACGUUGCUGGAGAAGCUCGAGAGGGCCGUUGCCUGCCUUCAGGUGCGCCAGGCAGUGCGGCGUCUGCUUCAGUCUGCAGAGGGCCCCUCUCUGAGUCUGGAUGUCUUGGGGGGUGGCGGACUCUCUGCGUUCUUAAAGCUGCUGCAGCUGAGCUACAGCGAGCUGGGGCCUCCUUGCUUUGGGGGGGGGGGGCCUCAUCGGGUGGGAACGCUGAUCUCGAGUUGCUUAGGAGUCUGGCAAGAGAGUUUGGAGGCUGCAGCCACAGAUCCUCAGAUACCGCAGCGCCCCCCCCCUUCCUUUGUGUCAUUCUUCCUCUCGCGAGACUUAGGAGCCUCCACUUUGAUGCCAGUGCCUACCCAAGACGGCGUGGGAAACCUCCUCGAGGCUCGUGGGGGCCUUGCAGGCCCCCCUUGUGCGCCUUUUGCAGUGUCUCCCUUGCUGCAGCAGCUCCCGUGCAGCAACCUGCAGCAGUUGCUGCGGCUGCUGCAGCUCCUUGCCCGUGCUAUGGUGUCGGACGGGGACGAAGGGACUCUGGUGGAUGCACUGGGGCCCCUCGUGUUGCAGCAGCUGGGGGCCUCCUUUGACCAUCGGCUGGAUUUGCAUUGCGCAGAGUCGAAACACCCCUAUGGGCACCACCAAGAGAGCCUUGCGUCUGUCUCCUUCCUUCCCUGCCGUCGUCUGCUGCUUUUCAUAGAUCCCCGCACCGACCUCAGUGGCUCGGAGGAAGGCUGCAGCCUCACGCUCUCCUCAGACGAAGGCAACGACACCGCAGUUUUCUCCAUCAAGCACCCCGGUAGGAGACGCCUCUGCCCUUACCCUCUGACUUCUCUACUAGCACCCCACCAAAGCGCUGUGCUUGCGGCAACCGCCUAA